AUGUCUUCUGGAGGUCUUCUUCUCCUGCUGGGACUCCUCAGCCUCUGGGCAGAGCUGACCCCUGUCUCCGGCAAGGGCCGUCCAGAAUGUUGUUAUCUUCCUGCUGAUCCUGGACACUGUUUACGCAAAGUGCCUCGCUUCUAUUACCACUCGGCUUCAAACACAUGCAAACAGUUUACUUACGGUGGAUGCGGUGGGAAUGCCAACAAUUUUGAAACCAUGCGUGAUUGUCAGAAGACCUGUAUUGGUAAGUAG
Molecule: messenger RNA, 255 nt
Organism: Protobothrops mucrosquamatus (brown spotted pit viper)
Lineage: Eukaryota; Metazoa; Chordata; Lepidosauria; Squamata; Viperidae
Product: kunitz-type serine protease inhibitor bitisilin-2-like
Exons: 2
Coding region: 1-255 (84 amino acids)
Molecular function (GO): serine-type endopeptidase inhibitor activity
Source: RefSeq, a predicted model, not a curated record